AUGCAGCUAGUUCAUCUAGCUUCAUUAAUUAAUGGGCAGUCACAAAACGUUGACACAGGUACCAUAUUAGGUUGUGCUCCUAAGGCAGAUUCCUUAACAAAGGGUUUCUCUGUAUCAUAUUAUCAUUAUCCAAUGACUGAAAAUGCAACUGCACCAGGAUGCUUCAACCUGAACAAUAUAUUUGAAACUGAUGGAUACCAACACGGUGGUUAUGAGACCAUUGAUGGUGGGUUAAUUGGUACCAGUAGUGGAGUUACUAACUUGACAUUUUCUUCUGACACCACAUGUAGCAGUGGAUGUUGCAAAGUUGGAACAGGUAAACUACCUCCGAACUACAAUUAUGAGCAACAACUAACUUUAAGUAACUUCUCGAUGUUGAUUACAGGUUAUUUUCUAGCUUCCAAAUCAGGUAGCUACGAAUUCAUUGUUGAUGAUGUUGAUGACGUUACCUAUCUUACUGUUGGUGCAGGUAAAGCGUUUGGAUGUUGUGAGAUCGGUAGCACUGUUUCAAAUCCAAGCGGUUUUGACCUAACGUUAACUUAUCCUGACAAAGAAAAUACAGCUACCGCCAAUUUGAUAGGUGGAUAUUACUACCCGAUUAGAGUUCUCUUUAUUAAUAGGCUAGAUGUGGGUCGCUUGAUAGUUUCUUUUAAGGAUCCAGACGGUGUAACUCACAACACUUUUGAUGAUUAUAUCUUUAUGGCGCCUGACGGGGCCGAAUGUCCCGUUCCUGUGGUAACGACAACAGAGGCAUGGACUUUUUCAUCAACCAGUACUGAAACAACCAUUACUACUGUUACAGGGAGUGAUGGGAUGCCAACUACUGAGAAUUUGAUCGUUAUUAAAACACCUGAAGUCCAUACAGCGACUACUGAGUUCACCCCAUGGACCGGUAGUUUUACUACCACCCAAUCGACUGAAAUUUUAACAACCACAGGCUCUGAUGGCAACCCAACUGUAGAAACUAUAUUUUACGUGAAAACUCCUGAAGCUGAAACUUCUACUACCGAAUACACUCCCUGGACUGGAACCUUCACAAGUACUUCUACCGAUCUUGUUACAUUCACGGGACCUGAUGGUAACCCCACAGUAGAAACCAUUUUCCAUGUUAAAACUCCAGAAGUUCAAACCGCUACAACCGAAUACACACCAUGGACUGGAACCAUCACCACCACAUCCACUGAAAUUGUUACCACCAUGGCAUCUAACGGCAUUCCAACGGUAAAGACCAUUUUCCAUGUUUCAACCCCAGAAAUCGACAGCGUUACAACAGAAUACACUCCAUGGAAUGGGACCUAUACUACCACCCAGUCGACUGAGGUUUUUACAACCACUGGGUCUAAUGGUAUUCCGACCAUUAAGACUAUUUUCCACGUUGAAACGCCAGAAGUUUAUUCCGCCACCACAGAAUUCACACCAUGGACUGGAACCUAUACAACAACCCAGUCUACUGAAUUUGUUAUGAUAACUGGUUCCAACGGUAUUCCAACUGUGAAAACCAUUUUCCACGUUGGAACUCCAGAAGCUCAAACUGCUACAACCGAAUAUACUCCAUGGACUGAAACCUUCACGACCACCUCCACUGAAAUUGUCACUACCACUGGAUCUGAUGGUAAGCCAACCAUCGAGACUAUAUUCCAUGUUAAAACCCCAGAAAACGGUUUAGUUACCACAGAUUACACUCCUUGGACUGGUUCAUACACGGCCACAUCCACUGAAAUUAUCACUACCACCGGAUCUGAUGGUAAGCCAACAGUUGAAACAUUCUUCCACGUCAAAACACCAGAACUUGGUUUAGCUACCACAGAUUAUACUCCAUGGACCGGUACAUACACGACCACAUCCACUGAAAUUGUCACUACCACCGGAUCUGAUGGUAAAUCAACUAUCGAGACUAUUGUGCAUAUCAAGAACCCAGAGAAUGGUUUAGCUACCACAGAUUAUACUCCUUGGACUGGUUCAUACACGACCACCUCCACUGAAAUUAUCACUACCACCGGAUCUGAUGGUAAAUCAACUAUCGAGACUAUUGUGCAUAUCAAGAACCCAGAGAAUGGUUUAGCUACCACAGAUUAUACUCCUUGGACUGGUUCAUAUACAACCACAUCCACUGAAAUUGUCACUACCACCGGAUCUGAUGGUAAAUCAACUAUCGAGACUGUUUUCCAUGUCAAGACCCCAGAGAAUGGUUUAGUUACUACGGAGUACACUCCUUGGACUGGUUCAUACACCACCACAUCUACUGGUGUCAUUACAUUCACUGGAUCUGAUGGUAAGCCAACCGUUGAAACUAUAUUCCAUGUUAAAACCCCAGAAAACGGUUUAGCUACCACAGAUUAUACUCCAUGGACUGGAACCUUCACGACCACCUCCACUGAGAUUAUCACUACCACUGGAUCUGAUGGUAAGCCAACCAUCGAGACUAUAUUCCAUGUUAAAACGCCACAGAAUGGUUUAGUUACUACGGAGUACACUCCUUGGACUGGUUCAUACACCACCACAUCCACUGAUAUCAGUACAUUCACUGGAUCUGAUGGUAAGUCAACUGUUGAAACUAUUUUCCACGUCAACACUCCAUUGAACGAACCUCAAAAUCCUAUGACCGCAACUAAUGAGUUCAAAACAACACCAUCUACAUCCCCUGCAAACAGUCCAUCUAUUGCAAUUGUUUCGUCAUCGGUAUCCGAAUCUUUCUCAAUCAGAACUCUAGAAUCAGCUUUUGAAGGCAAAGCUAACAAACUACCCGUUGCAAACUUGAUAGCAAUCCUAUUAACGUUCUUGUGA
Messenger RNA from Kluyveromyces marxianus DMKU3-1042, 2784 nucleotides. It is a transcript of the gene FLO5, whose product is annotated as flocculin FLO5. Bases 1 to 2784 code for a protein of 927 amino acids. Gene Ontology annotation, biological process: flocculation. The record is from RefSeq and is a predicted model, not a curated record. Lineage: Eukaryota; Fungi; Ascomycota; Saccharomycetes; Saccharomycetales; Saccharomycetaceae. The transcript has a single exon.